Messenger RNA from Clunio marinus, 1981 nucleotides. NCBI's taxonomy places the organism in Eukaryota, Metazoa, Arthropoda, Insecta, Diptera, Chironomidae. The record is from the annotation of a GenBank genome assembly.
AAGCAUGCCAUUGGCUGAUGUGGAAGUUGGCAUGGCUCUGAAUCACAAACACUACUGAACACUGAAGUAUAUAGAACAAAACGAGUUUAUUGUGUGAAUGUGUUGAGUUGUACGUUGAUGUAGAAAAUAUUUUUCAUACUCAGCAAACCAUUUUUUAUUUUCACGUUGAACUGUUCGGACGGAAUAAAUUUAUUCUCAUACGUACGAUUAACAAGUGUAUGGAAAUUCAAAGAAAGUGCAAAUAAAACCUGUUUGAAUUAAGUGAAAAACAAAAUAUUUAGUUGGAAAUAACAAACAAUUAAUUAAGGAACUGAAAUUAUUGUGUGAAUUAAAGAAAACUAUUUAGUGUAAAAGAAAAAUCAUGCCGCGACCUUCACGGGAACAGUGUGACCAAAAGCCACCAUAUUCAUAUAUUAGCUUAACAGCAAUGGCUAUCUGGAGUAGUCCUGAUAAAAUGUGUUCUCUUAAUGAAAUUUAUAAAUAUAUCACUGACAGAUUUCCUUAUUAUCGAACGAACACCCAACGAUGGCAGAAUUCCUUACGACACAAUUUAAGCUUCAAUGAUUGCUUUAUGAAAGUUCCACGCCGUCCAGAUCGUCCAGGAAAAGGAUCAUAUUGGACUCUUCAUCCAAAAGCUUUCGACAUGUUUGCCAACGGCAGUUUAUUGAGACGAAGAAAACGUUUCAAGCUUCAUAAAACAGAUAAAGAAUAUCUCAAUGAAGAGUUUGCAGCCUUAGCCAACAUGAACCGUUUCUUCACCUCACCCAACGAAUUUUAUCACCAGGCGCCAUUACCACAUCCGCCAGUUGUUGAUAUUCCAUAUAAUACCUCAUCACCCCCGCUUGUUGAUCAAAAUUAUCUCCGCGUAUCACCAUCGAUAAUGCAAGACGAAGAGUUAAUCAAGUUAUCACCAAAACCUGCUUCACCUCCGCUUAAUGUUGUUACUACUGAUAUUGAGCUCGUUAAAAAGCCAAAACGAAAGUUUAAUAUUGAGAGUUUAAUUGAAAUCGAACCUGAUGAAAACGCUAACAAGAAAAUUAAAGUCGACAGAUUGGAGAGUAGUUUUUCAUUACUAAAGCAACAGAUAGUUGCGUCUGGUUUACAUAACGGAACCAUUCCCAUUGAUAUUCAUGAACUGCAUCACCAUCAACAACAAGUUCAACAUCAACAUCAACUGCAACUUCUUAGACAAUUUUCUAACUAUGAAAUUCCACCACUUCAUCCCCUUAUAAUGAUGUCGCCGUUGGCAAUGAAAUUAGCUACAAAUUCAAUUGCACCACCUCAUCCCUAUCUUCAUCACUACCAAAAUUUACGAUUCGAUACACUAACUAAUCGAAUUGGUCUCAAUCCAUCGCACAUGGCAAUUGUAUAAACAGUCAUUGAGUGAUUCCAGGCCACCAACGAUGACUAACAGUAAUAGCAAGGGACAACAAAUGAGUGGCAAGUAGUGAAACUGUUCAGCUUUAUAAAAUUGAGAAAUUUGAGAAUAAUUAAGGAUUUUAUUGUUUAAAAUGAAAGAAUCAUAAAACGUUCAUUGAGUGAUCUUAAAGCAAAAUAUAAUUAAUAUCAGAAAUGCUUAAAGAAGUGCAAUUGAUGGUUAAAAAAUCAUCAACCUAAACACGGGUCAUUAAAAAAACUUUUUAUUUACUGUAAUAAUCGUGACGUGAUUAACACGAAUUAAAUUAAGUUCACGUAAAAGUUUUAUCCGUAAAAUUGUUUGUGAAUUGUGUUAAAUGUUUUCUCAACUUCAUUGUGUAGCAAGAAUUUUUUGUGUUUUAUUUUUUUGCUUCUUUAUUCAUUCAAUAUCAAAAAUUAACGUGGGCUGCUAAGUUAUCUCAUCUGUUGCUCAUCACAAUUUGUUAAAUUUCGCACAUUUUCACACUCGAUGAAAAGACAAAUUCGUUCUCAAUGAAUGUUAAUGAAGUUUGUAACCAUUUUAAAACAAAUAAAAAAUGAAUUAUAAAAACGUUAAUUAAGCAAA